AUGCCGCCCGCGAGCAAGGGCGGCGGCAGGAGCCGGGAGGAAGGGUUCCUUUUUGUGCCCAUCACCCAUCCAAGCGAGACCAAGGCCUGGAAGAAAAAGGUCAGAUCGCACGCCGCACGCAAUCCAAAAGCCCGUCAGCAGCGGGUGGCCGCCUAUCAGAAGUCAACCACACCUCCUGAGCAAAGCCAAAUCGAAGAUUCCCCGGCUCGCCCAUCGAUUCAAUCUGUGAGGUUGUGGCUUGUCACGACCCUGAAAAACGGCUCGCGUUCUGGCCACACCCCCCUUCUCGCCGGCAGCCCCGUUUCAAUGCUCGGCGCCGCUAGAACGGAUCCAUUCAACGCCUUCGUCAGGAGGGUCACUAUCCAGGAGCAAGGACUUCUUGACCACUUCCUACGCAGCAUGGCGUUACUAGAGUUGAUCCGUUUGCCAGAGAUGGAAGUGAUGGUGCAAGGUGAACGAACGGCAUUCUGCAAGAUGAUGACGACCUACUGGGUGCAGUCAGCCCUCGCCGAUCCGGGAAUGCUUUCUUUGGUACUGCUCUGGUCUAUGCGACACCUUGCCACUGUACGAGAGGAGGGCUACAAUGACCCUGUGAUGACGAUGUAUAAGAUGGAGACCAUACGCCAGCUCAACGCAACAAUCACCAGAGAGGGAAACAAUAUCAGUAACCUCACCAUGGCCAAGAGCCUUUGCUUGGCAUCAGACGCUAAUUUGGUUGGAGAACCUGACGUAGCCGAAAAGCACUUGAAAGCCGUUGAACGCAUGGCACUUUUGUGCACCGGUGGGACAAAGUCGGCUGUGGGAGAGGGGGAUGAGUCGCUCAACGAUCUGCAAAUGUUCUUCAGCGAGAACGAUCUGUCCCCGGCACACAUGGCACAGGUCAAUCUCAGCUUCAAAUCAGAAGAAUCGAAAAGAGCUGGGGGAGUAAACCGGAACAUGGACUAUGUAAUACGUCCGACAAGAACUCCGACGAGAGCUGCCUAA
Colletotrichum tamarilloi is the source of this 984-nucleotide messenger RNA. RefSeq lists its product as uncharacterized. Bases 1 to 984 code for a protein of 327 amino acids. The transcript is spliced from 3 exons. The record is from RefSeq and is a predicted model, not a curated record. Lineage: Eukaryota; Fungi; Ascomycota; Sordariomycetes; Glomerellales; Glomerellaceae.